GAUGCCUAUUUCUUGCGUCCUGGUCCAGUUUGAGUGAAGGUGAACCUGUAAACCCGGUCUGUCUCUAGAAACACCCAUUCCUCAUUUGCUCCUCUUGCACAACACCGGGAUCAUCGUCUGCUUCAUCCCGAGCCAUGUCCCUGUUUAGCGACGUGCCCCAGGCUCCCCCGGUAGCCGUGUUCAAACUGACCGCUGACUUCAGAGAGGACACCCAUCCACAGAAGGUGAAUCUGGGCGUCGGAGCUUACCGUACUGAUGACUGCCAGCCCUGGGUGCUGCCAGUGGUGAAAAAGGUGGAGCGGCUCAUCGUGGAGGACGAAAGCCUGAACCACGAGUACCUGCCCAUCCUCGGUCUGCCAGAGUUCCGCUCCGCUGCCUCAAAGGUCGCCCUGGGAGACGAUAGCCCUGCCAUCAAGGAGAACAGGGUUGGAGGAGUCCAGGCUCUGGGUGGGACAGGUGCACUGAGGAUUGGGGCAGAGUUCCUGCGGCGGUGGUACAACGGCGUCAACAACACAGCCACGCCUGUCUACGUCUCAGCACCCACCUGGGAGAACCACAAUGGUGUAUUUGCUGAUGCUGGCUUCAAAGAUAUCCGCCCCUACCACUACUGGGAUGCUGCCAAGAGGGGCCUGGACCUCGCUGGGUUCCUGGAUGAUUUGGAGAAAGCUCCAGAGUACUCCAUCUUUGUCCUCCAUGCCUGCGCACACAACCCCACUGGCACCGACCCGACCCAGGAGGAAUGGAAGCAGAUUGCAGAAGUGAUGAAGAGGAGGAAGCUGUAUGUGUUCUUUGACUCCGCCUACCAGGGCUUCGCCUCAGGCUCUCUGGAAAAAGACGCCUGGGCCAUCCGCUUCUUUGUCUCCGAGGGCUUUGAGCUUUUUAUAGCUCAGUCCUUCUCCAAAAACUUUGGCCUGUACAAUGAGAGAGUGGGGAACCUGACAGUGGUUUCCAAGGACAACGAGAACCUAACCCGCGUUCUGUCCCAGAUGGAGAAGAUUGUCAGGACGACCUGGUCCAACCCACCUUCUCAGGGGGCACGCAUUGUCAGCAAGACCCUCAACAGCCCUGAGCUGUUUGAAGAAUGGAAGGGUAAUGUGAAGACCAUGGCAGACCGAGUUCUGUUGAUGAGGGAUCAGCUGAAGGCCAAGCUGCAAGCUCUGGGCACCCCGGGGACCUGGGACCACAUCACUCAGCAGAUUGGCAUGUUCAGCUUCACCGGCCUAACUCCCAAACAGGUGGAGUACAUGAUCAAAGAGAAGCACGUGUACCUGAUGGCCAGCGGUCGCAUCAACAUGUGCGGCCUGACCAGCAAGAACAUCGACUACGUCGCUCAGUCCAUCCACGAGGCCGUCACCAAAGUCCAAUAAAGGCCAUUUGUGCCCGCCCACUUCCUGCCUCCUGUACGCCACAGGACGUUUCAUCGUGUCUGUGUCCCUCUCUUUGCUUAUCCUCUCCUCCUAUUGGUCAAAUUGCAUCCUCACAAUUUGCAGUUGAACCAACGGGAGGAAGGAUGUGUUUUUGUUCUCACAUGACGGCGUCAUUUUAUGGGAGGUACAGUGGUUUUUGGAAGAGACUUGAUUGCACACAGCCAGGUAUGAUCGAAUACGCAGACGUGACAACCCCAUCAUUUGUUUGAAUUGUUGCCGCAAGCUUCUGUGCAGUCCAAAUCAUUCCACUCAAACUGGGCACCAGAAUGUGGACUGGGAAGAUUUGCGAUGAAAUUAUUAUGCUUCCUACACAACAGUAGUACUGAACAAACUGCAGCACAGGAAAAGUCGUGUAAAUAGAUGUAAUUACUGUUAGAGUCCUGCCAUUUCAUUCAUAAGCACUGAGACCACAACAAAUCACUUUCCUGUUUUUAGCCAUUAGAAUAUAAAAGCUGGUACUGUAAUCUGUGGCAGUCUGCAUACACAGCACCAAAUUGUUUUGUUACUAUGCUGAAUAUGUUUGACUUUAUUUUGUUGUGUUAAAGUUCAACGGUCAUCAUCCCCAUCAUCAUCAUCUCUCAAAGGUAAAGCACAUGCCUGAUGCUGUGUUGCCUUGUUAGACAUACGGCAGAAGAUAAUUUGUUUAGCCACUAAGUCAACAAAAUCGCCUUCUGUGCCAUCAUUGAACAAAAAUCACCUUUUUCCUCUCUCUGUUACUUUGUUUCCACCCUGCAGUGCCCUUAUGUUGUUACACAAAGCUUCUGUAAGGUCAUUUGCUGUAAGAAGCCACUGAUCAGACCUCAGAACCUGUUCUAUGCCGCAGUCACAUGUUAAGUGGUGUUUGUAAUGGCGUUCGCACCAAAUUAAAUUAUGAACUCUG
Messenger RNA from Pelmatolapia mariae (spotted tilapia), 2307 nucleotides. Its product is annotated as aspartate aminotransferase, cytoplasmic-like. The record is from RefSeq and is a predicted model, not a curated record. NCBI's taxonomy places the organism in Eukaryota, Metazoa, Chordata, Actinopteri, Cichliformes, Cichlidae. The transcript is spliced from 9 exons. Gene Ontology annotation, molecular function: L-aspartate:2-oxoglutarate transaminase activity; pyridoxal phosphate binding. Gene Ontology annotation, biological process: L-aspartate biosynthetic process. Gene Ontology annotation, cellular component: cytosol. The coding region runs from base 135 to 1367 and encodes 410 amino acids.